Messenger RNA from Aplysia californica (California sea hare), 2016 nucleotides. Its product is annotated as myotubularin-related protein 6. Gene Ontology annotation, molecular function: metal ion binding; phosphatase activity. Gene Ontology annotation, biological process: dephosphorylation. The record is from RefSeq and is a predicted model, not a curated record. NCBI's taxonomy places the organism in Eukaryota, Metazoa, Mollusca, Gastropoda, Aplysiida, Aplysiidae.
GCGGCCUUGACCCGGUGUAGCCAGCCUCUCUCUGGCUUCUCUGCGCGCUGUGUGGAGGACGAGCAGAUGCUGGAGGCCAUCCUCAAGUCCAACCCCAAGUCCGAGUACAUGUACGUGGUGGACACCCGGCCCAAGAUCAACGCCAUGGUAAACAAGGCACAGGGCAAGGGCUACGAAAACGAAAGCUUCUACAGCAACAUGAAGUUCCAGUUCCUGGGCAUUGAGAACAUACAUGUGAUGAGGGCAAGUCUACAGAAACUGACGGAACUGUGUGAGUUGAAGAAACCUUCCAUGAACGACUUCCUCUCUCGCUUGGAGACCUGCAGCUGGCUCAAGCAUAUCUCUGCCGUCAUCGACACUUCAGCGUUCAUUGCUAGAGCAAUUUCCGAAGGUACCAGCGUCCUGGUUCACUGCUCCGAUGGCUGGGACCGCACAGCUCAGACCUGCUCCCUGGCCGGGCUGAUGUUAGACCCGUACUACCGCACCAUGCAAGGCUUCCAGGCUCUGAUAGAGAAAGAGUGGCUUUCCUUUGGCCACAAGUUCACUGACCGCUGUGGCCUGCUGGAGAGUGUGGAGACAAAAGAGACGUCGCCCGUCUUCACGCAGUUCCUCGAGUGUGUCUGGCAGAUCAUGCAGCAGUUCCCAUGUGCAUUCCAGUUCAACGAGCGCUUUCUCCUGACCAUACACGACCACGCCUACUCCUGCCAGUUUGGCACCUUUAUCGGGAACUGUGAGAAAGAUCGACUAGAUCUAAGGUUGUCAGAGAAGACAUACUCGCUGUGGGGCUACUUGUGGCAGCAUGCUGCCGAGUUCCUCAACCCGCUCUACAAAAAGGAGUAUGAAAUUCGACACCCGCUUAUCAUGCCCAGUUCAAACCCUCAGGCUCUCAAGUUCUGGCGUGGAAUGUACAACAGAUUUGAGAGUGGCCUCCACCCCCGAGAGAAUGUCAAUGACAUUGUUAGUGCUGCCAAAGAUCACAGCUCUUCCUUAGAGGACCAUGUCUUGUUGCUAGAAAAGAGAGUGACACAAAUAUGCAAGCUUUUAGGCAAGUCGGAUGAGACAAUCCAACGAAAGUUACAGGGUUACCUGUCCAUGGACUCCAUUGACGGGUUUCUCAGUGGCCAUAUAGGGGACGGCCCCGCCCCCUCAAAGUCAUCCAAUCACGAUGACUCUAUGAAGAACUGUAUUGACCUUGAACCCACCUUAAAUGGACGAUUAGCCGCACAAGCGGACGCUGUGACUGGAAACCACAUCAAAAGUGACUCCGAGUCGGGAUUUGACGAGUGCAGCUCGCAGAUGUCCAGGUCUGGGAUCGAUGACGUCGGAGCCUUGGAACUUUCUGGACUUGUGCGGUCACCCAGCUCUGACCAGCUGUCGGUGGAUCAGCUGAUCGCAGAGCUCAAGACUGUUGCUGUGGACUGGAGAUCAUUCCGGAAUGUCCAGAGCUGUAGCUGUGCAUCACCGUUUGAUUACUAUGUCAAGAAAUUCCAUUGUUGGAAGUGUGGUGAAGUGUUCUGCGUGAGAUGCAUCGCCCGCAACAUCUCUCUGCCCGGCCACUACCACCGCAAGCCCGUUCCUGUGUGCAAGCCGUGCUACAAGGAGGUCAAGAGGUCACCAAGCGUAGAGUUUCCAAUCAGCUGACCAUAACGUUGAGAGUUAAGACCUUCAGUGUAGUUAUUUAUUUGUUAGCUCACAGUCCAGUUUCUGUUGUGGAACAUUCUGCAAUAGAGCAAAAGUUCACAGUACAGCAAAACCCUUUAAAAAAAGACUCAUGAAAACAUUUCUUUUCUUGAUAAAUAAAGUACUGGAACAGUGUGUUGCUUGUGCUCACUUUUCAUUUCAUGAGAUUUUAAAGUUGUAGGGGGAGAAACUGUCAAACUGAAGGGUAAAACGGAAAACAGUAAUUGCAUAUAGUGCUUUUUUUCAGCAAUUUUAAAAAUGAAAUAUAAUUUACUACAAAAUCAGGCGCUUGUCAAAAUUAUGAAAGUGAAGAAACUGGCAUUUUUCUGCAGGUUU